Alligator mississippiensis (American alligator) is the source of this 3390-nucleotide messenger RNA. RefSeq names its product zinc finger protein 239. The record is from RefSeq and is a predicted model, not a curated record. Bases 742 to 1734 code for a protein of 330 amino acids. The transcript has 2 exons. NCBI's taxonomy places the organism in Eukaryota, Metazoa, Chordata, Crocodylia, Alligatoridae.
GACAGGGAGGGGGUUGGCGGACUUCAGAAAUAAGGGAACUUCCUAUUCCCAGCAGCCCACUACCCCAAGCCUGUUGUCUGAGCUUCUGUGCUGGGAGCACACCAGUGUCCAAGGGGCUGGAGCCCUGCUGCUUAUGAGCCCCCUCCUGCCCCUGCCAGCCAGCAGCAGGGCAGGAAAGACCCUCCGGGUGCUGCCACUGCGAGAGGCUGUGCAGAGCUGGCGGCAGUGCUUCCUGCAGCUGAAGAAAGCAGCAGAAGGGGAGUGAGUGCUUCACAGGGCACCAGCCAGUGAUGAAUCGGGAUUUCUGAGCAGGGGAUCAGAUGUGGAGAAGUGCAACUCCCCUCCCCAACAGGUGUCAGAGCAGGGUGUCAGCGGUGCUGGGGAAGCCUUAAUAAUGGCCUUAAGCCCGGUAUUGUAGCUACAGGGUCUGCUCAAAAAGCAGAGGCUCCUAGGGACCAGGGGCUCUCUUACAUGCACCAGGGUAAAUCCAGAUUAAUUUAGGACCACUCUGGUGUGAACCAGAACAGAGUCUGUCUCCAGGAUGAGGAUGGGAAAUCGACCCCAGGGUGGAGCAGAGACAGGACUGUCAUACCAGCAGAGCUGUGCACAUUGUUGUAGCAGCAUGGGCCCCCCCUAGGCACAGAGACCCUGGCUGAGCAAGGAAGGGCAGGAGAGACCGGGGUGUGCAUGGCAGGGGGUAUGCUCUAACUGGCUUCUUCUGGCCCAGCAGGUGAUGGGAACAUGAGUGAGAAUGAGGAGGAGAGCCUUUCUCAGGACAGCUCAGCCAUUGCCAGCCCCCAUGGGGCCCUUCCGGACGUUUUCAUGAGGGAGGUUUCCCCAGGGCAUGGCCAGGACCAUGGCUGCAAGGAGCCAGUGAGCGAUUCCCCUGAGCCAAAGCCGGCACCUCCUGGGGGCUGCGAGCGAAGCUUCCAGAAGCGCAAAGACACGGCCGUGCCCCAGCGCACCUUCCUGGGUGAGAAGCCCUACAUCUGCAUCGAAUGUGGCCAGAGCUUCAACCGCAGCUCAGACCUCAUCCGCCACCAGCGGAUCCACACAGGCGAGAGGCCCUAUGCCUGCCCAGACUGCGGGAAGAGCUUCAGCCGCCGCUCACACCUGGUGCAGCACCGUCGCGUGCACACCGGAGAGAGGCCCUACAAGUGCCCUGACUGCGGGAAGAGCUUCAGCCAGAGCACCCACUUGGUGCAGCACCAGCGCAACCACACAGGCGAGAGGCCCUAUGUGUGCACUAAGUGCGGGCGCAACUUCUACCAGAACUCAGGCCUGCUGCGCCACGCCAACUUCCACACAGGCGAGCGCCCCUAUAAGUGCAGCCAGUGUGGCAAGCGCUUUGGCGACAGCUCCAACCUCAUUGCCCACCAGCGGCUGCACACGGGUGAGAAGCCCUACAAAUGUGCUGACUGCGGGAAGUGCUUCAGCGAGAGCUCCAAGCUCGUCAUCCACCGCCGCGUACACACAGGUGAGAAGCCCUAUGUGUGCCCCGACUGUGGGAAAAGCUUCAGCCAGCGCUCCCACCUGGUGCAGCACCGCCGUGUGCACACUGGGGAGAAGCCUUACAAGUGCCCUGAGUGUGGCACCUGCUUCAGCGACAACUCCACCCUCAUCCGGCACCGCCGCACCCACACAGGCGAGAAGCCCUUCCAGUGCCCUGACUGUGGAAAGAGCUUCAGCCGCAACUCCUACCUGGUCUCACAUCGACGUGUGCACGUGUGGUAGGCACCACCCAUACCUCUAUCUUGCCCUGCCCUGCCAGCAUGGGCUUGGACACCCUGAAACACAGUCACAGGGGUGGUGCAAACAGCAAGGAAGCUGUGGCCAUGAUGCUUCCAGUUCCACAGACCUGGAAACCAGUGAAUGUGGCAAAGCAAUCAGCCUGUUUAUUUCUCAUCCUCUUAUUUCAGAGCGCAGGUAAAGAUGCCACCAGGUGGUUCAGCUCUGCAAGCUAUCACUGUAGGCUGCAGGUGUGUUUCACUCACCCUGCUGAUGGCCUCCUCUCUUUGGCAAACAUCCCCUACAGGGAUGAAGGAUAACUUCUGUCUGUCGGCCAGCCCCCUGCUAUCCUUUUGAACCCACGCACAAGCGUACCAGACUGGCAGCUCAGAGAGGAGCUCCCGCUCUUUUCAAUCCAGUGUCAAUGCUGAGGUCUCACCAUGAAUCAUUUUAAAUGGUCAUAUCUCUGACUGUUUUACAGUUGCUUUAUUGUACUGAAACUAUCUGGCUGAUCUGUUGAGCUGAUAUGGCUGGAUAUCCUAGAAAAGAGAAGUUGAAAAGACUUGUAACUUCUGUGAUGUACUAACUGGUGCUGUAACUGGCUCCAUGACUUCUUUGCCUGUCUAGAAGGGUGGUGAAUACCAGCAGCAGGGCCAGGAGGGGGACACUACAGAACUCCUACCUGUGCUAAAGAUGCUGAGAUGAGCCUGGGGUUUGAGAAAUUGCUGGACAUGGAAACUUGUGACUUUCUUGUUCUACAAAACUCACUACUGUCCAAGGGAUUGGGACUCCUCUUUGGAUGUCUGACGCUACUUCUUGACUCUCAAGAGCCAACAAGAAAUUAUUUUCACAUAUUUAAAAGCUACGUUUUGGGAGGGGGAGGUAGGGGAGCAUGGAGCUUUGCUUGCAGUUCCUGGAGAGGAAGGGGACUUCUUAUUCUGCUGCUCAGGGAAGAAGAGGAGAAACUUUCUAGGCUGGAGGCCUUUGUUUGCUAGGUACAAGGAAAUGGACGUCUGUGUUCACAGCUCUUUCUUCACAAACCGCUUCAGACCAGUGACUUUUUGGUUUUUACCUCCCCCAGAGUCUGACUAGGGGAGUCACCUGAAUGCUGUAUGGAUCCAGAACCAUCAGUGUCUCAUUUGAUCAACAGACUUUUGAAAGGGGAAAAGCACAUUUCAGUCUGCAGGCUCACUGUCAGCCGGACUGAAGGAUUUAGGUCAAAGGGUCAGCUAGGACUGAGUGACUUUUAUUGGUCUAACUAUUCCAAUCUCCACAUUUCAAGAAGAAACCACAGUGAAGGUCUCUGAGUGCCUGCUGCAUGGCUGAUGUGAUGAAAACCAUUCAAAGCUGAGCAACAGGGCCUGCUAUUUGAGGAAGUCCCCGCAGGCUCGGCUUGCCUGUGAGUGGAGUUUGCUUUUAUGAAACUGAACCAAUCCAAGCACUGAAGCAGAUAAAGGGAACUCAAGUCUGUGUCUCCCAAUGCAGAAAGAGCAACUCAAAGGAAAACCCUGGCAUUGAGAAUCUGGCUUCAAAGAAGCAGUGUCCGUUCCUUCCCUGAAUGCUCCUUCCCCUGCAGCUCUCAGAGCAUAUCAUAUCUGUCUACAGGCUUUGUAAAGUGCUGUGUACAUUUACCAAUGCUCUAAAGAUAUUGGUGUGAAUUUA